Schistocerca nitens (vagrant locust) is the source of this 1319-nucleotide messenger RNA. RefSeq names its product SH3 domain-containing protein Dlish (gene Dlish). Gene Ontology annotation, molecular function: protein binding. The record is from RefSeq and is a predicted model, not a curated record. Bases 49 to 1224 code for a protein of 391 amino acids. Lineage: Eukaryota; Metazoa; Arthropoda; Insecta; Orthoptera; Acrididae. The transcript is spliced from 7 exons.
GUGUAAGGGUAAUGGCCGAAAGUGUAUGGUAAAUAAUGCGGUUGCGUUAUGGCUUUUCUUUGUCCUGUGAGAAUACGCCGCGGAAAGAAGAAGAAAACAUCAGGAGAUGCGGACAAGGACUUGGUUCGUACUCCCGGAAUGGGCCGCAUCACAGGAAGUGCCUCGAUCGAGACUUUGGUUCGAGUUGGAAUCGAAAAGGAGAAUGGCCUGGCUCCAGAUAGCAAGAUGGUUGUGCUUCACGACUUCACACCCUGUGUCGAUGAUGAGUUAGAAGUGAAGAGAGGACAGGUGGUAAACAUCCUGUAUCGUGAAAAUGACUGGGCGUAUGUUAUUGCUGCAGACAGCCGACAGGAGGGGUUUGUGCCUCACUCGUACUGCACACCAUAUAAUUCUCACUUGGGUGAGCUUGCAUUAAACAAUGUGAAGAAAAAGCUUCCCCGUGAACAGCAGCAGCGGGCUGGAGGUGCUGGGACUGGUGGUGCAAAUGCAUCUUCAAAUAGUGGUGGAGGUGGCACCACUGGGAGCGGAGGUGCAGUAGUAGAUAAUCCUGUAGUGGCGACCAGUGAAGGAGAAGCUGUACAGGAAAGUCGGACUGGUGCUGACAUUUCAGACUGCGAGAGUUACGGGAACAAAAAAAAUACAGGUGCUACACAGCAGCUUAAUAUAACAAGCUCUCAAGCUUCACUGCAUAGUGUCUCUUCAUCACAACCAGAUGUGCAUCCAUUUUUUAAGGAUCCAUCUGGCAGAUAUAUUGUGCUCUAUACGUUCAUAGCACGAGAUGAAAAUGAUGUUAGUGUGGAACGUGGGGAAUUCGUGACCGUUUUAAAUCGAGAGGAUCCUGAUUGGUACUGGAUAGUCCGGAGCGAUGGACAGGAAGGUUUUGUGCCUAGUGGGUUUGUCUAUCCAGCCCACAUAGUGCAAGGGCAUCUGAAUCAGAGUAAUAAUCAAAAUGUGAACAACAAUUUUGCAUCACAAAGCAAUGCACAUCUACUCGCAUCACAGUCAAAUGAUGACUUACGUUAUCAUGGGACCGAACUUGUAAUGCUUUACGACUACAAGGCUCAAGCUCCUGAUGACUUAUCAGUUCGACGUGGUGAUUGGAUAUAUGCAGACCUCAAUAAUCAGACAGUGGAUGGUUGGCUGUGGGCAUAUGCUCCAAAAACUCGCAAGUACGGUUUCAUACCGAAAGCAUAUGCUCGACCACCAGCUAUGACAAGUCUAUAGAAAGAAUGGUCUACAAAGAAGUUUUACUCCAGCUGCCAUUAAAUUUAUUUUGUUUGUGUGUGUGUGUGUGUGUGUGUGUGUGUGUGAGAGAGAGA